Molecule: messenger RNA, 372 nt
Organism: Mesorhabditis belari
Lineage: Eukaryota; Metazoa; Nematoda; Chromadorea; Rhabditida; Rhabditidae
Source: the annotation of a GenBank genome assembly
AUGAAUCAUCAGCAAUCGUUACGGCUUGAAAGCAAGCUCUACGCAACUCUACGGACAAAAAUGGAUCAGAUGCAGCAACUUGGAAUGAGUUGGAUCGAGGUUCAAUUCCUUCUACAGUCGGUGGAUGUGCUUUCUGAUUGCCGCCGAACUCUGAUGUACACUUAUGCGUUUGCUUUCUAUUUGGUCAAGGACGACAAUCAAUCGAUUAUUUUUGAGGACAACCAAAGGGACCUCGAAAUGGCCACCGAGCAACUAUCGGAAUUCUUGGAAGGAGAAGUUGCGUUUGAGAACUUGGUGGAGGACCUGGCUCUUAGCCUAAACUCAAAAAUUCUCUAUAAAACCAAAGACAAUAGUUUAGCAAAACAGAAACAC